Messenger RNA from Stegastes partitus (bicolor damselfish), 952 nucleotides. Its product is annotated as complement factor H-like. The record is from RefSeq and is a predicted model, not a curated record. Lineage: Eukaryota; Metazoa; Chordata; Actinopteri; Pomacentridae. The transcript has 7 exons. Bases 13 to 840 code for a protein of 275 amino acids.
AUUCCCGACACAAUGUGUGCGACACAUCUUGGCUUUGUGCUUCUGGUUUGGUUUCCUGCAGUGCUACACGCACAAAAGUCAUCCAAACCGUGUCUCGCUCCUGAGCUGAACGGCGGCUAUUUAGUGCCUCAAAAACAAACUUAUCUUCAUGAAGAAGAGGUGACUUACGCCUGCGAUGUGGGAAAGAAACCGGCAGUGGAGGGCUGGUGGGCAACAAGCACAUGUGAAAAUGGCAAAUGGUCUCCUAAACCACAGUGCAUAGAUGAAACAGCCUGCCUUCCACCAACUGUCCCCAAUGGAGAGUACAUAAAAAACUCAAAUGGUUGGUUUCUAGACCGCCGCACCGUUACGGUAAAAUGCCAUGACGGGUAUGAACUCACAGGCGGGUCUGACAGAAGCAGAUGCAUAAAUGGAACAUGGUCCUCUUUGCCUGUCUGUGAAAAAAGUCCCAAUGCAUGUGAUGAGCCUCCUCAGAUCCCCCAUGGAGUCAUCAUUGAACAGGGAUACCGGGAGUUGUAUGGUGCAGAUUCCAAAGUGGUGUAUGAAUGUGAAAGUGGAUAUACAACUGACGGGACAACCAUCCAAACAUCUGCCCUUUGCUCCUCUGGAAACUGGACUGGAAUCCCAUUGUGCGAGUUCUACUGUGCUGUUAAGCACGCUGGUGCCUAUGAUCAGCGACGUAUUGAGGACUUUGUAGAUGAAUAUUUAAAGGAAGGACAGAAGAAGAAUUUCCCUUGUUGGUCGCGAAGCUACUACUCCAUGUUUGAAUGCAAAAAUCAAAGACUAACUAAUACACGCUGUUGUCACGAACAUGACAUUAAUCGGAAUGUGUGCUACUGAAGCAGAGCAGAGGACCUGCUGCCGUUUGGUUCACUCACCACCGACUGACAACAAGCUGGAAACUUUUGAAAUGUUUGAAGCUGAAAACAAUAAAGCAGCAUUAAAAAGAUGA